Equus quagga is the source of this 1149-nucleotide messenger RNA. RefSeq names its product neuronal differentiation 2 (gene NEUROD2). Lineage: Eukaryota; Metazoa; Chordata; Mammalia; Perissodactyla; Equidae. The transcript has a single exon. Gene Ontology annotation, molecular function: protein dimerization activity. The record is from RefSeq and is a predicted model, not a curated record. Gene Ontology annotation, biological process: nervous system development; regulation of DNA-templated transcription. The coding region runs from base 1 to 1149 and encodes 382 amino acids.
AUGCUGACCCGCCUGUUCAGCGAGCCCGGUCUCCUCUCGGACGUGCCCAAGUUCGCCAGCUGGGGCGACGGCGACGACGACGAGCCGAGGAGCGACAAGGGCGACGCGCCGCCGCCGCCGCCGCCGCCGCCGGGGCCCGGGGCUCCGGGGCCCGCCCGGGCCGCCAAGCCAGUACCUCUCCGUGCAGACGAGGUGCCGGAGGCCGCGCUGGCCGAGGUCAAGGAGGAAGGCGAGCUGGGGGGCGAGGAGGAGGAGGAAGAGGAAGAGGAGGAAGGGCUGGACGAGGCAGAGGGCGAGCGGCCCAAGAAGCGCGGGCCGAAGAAGCGCAAGAUGACCAAGGCGCGCCUGGAGCGCUCCAAGCUGCGGCGGCAGAAGGCGAACGCGCGGGAGCGCAACCGCAUGCACGACCUGAACGCGGCGCUGGACAACCUGCGGAAGGUGGUGCCCUGCUACUCCAAGACACAGAAGCUGUCCAAGAUCGAGACGCUGCGCCUAGCCAAGAACUACAUCUGGGCGCUUUCGGAGAUCCUGCGCUCCGGCAAGCGGCCCGACCUGGUGUCCUACGUGCAGACGCUGUGCAAGGGUCUGUCGCAGCCCACCACCAACCUGGUGGCCGGCUGCCUGCAGCUCAACUCGCGCAACUUCCUCACAGAGCAGGGCGCCGACGGCACGGGCCGCUUCCACGGUUCGGGCGGCCCGUUCGCCAUGCACCCCUACCCGUACCCGUGCUCGCGCCUGGCGGGCGCGCAGUGCCAGGCGGCGGGCGGCCUGGGCGGCGGCGCGGCGCACGCCCUGCGGACCCACGGCUACUGCGCCGCCUACGAGACGCUGUAUGCGGCGGCGGGCGGCGGCGGCGCGAGCCCGGACUACAACAGCUCCGAGUACGAGGGCCCGCUCAGCCCCCCACUCUGUCUCAAUGGCAACUUCUCCCUCAAGCAGGACUCGUCCCCCGACCACGAGAAGAGCUACCACUACUCUAUGCACUACUCGGCGCUGCCCGGCUCGCGGCCCACGGGUCACGGGCUGGUCUUCGGCUCGUCGGCUGUGCGCGGGGGCGUCCACUCGGAGAAUCUCUUGUCUUACGAUAUGCACCUUCACCACGACCGGGGCCCCAUGUACGAGGAGCUCAACGCGUUUUUCCAUAACUGA